AUGGCCUAAUUUUUAAAUUAUCAUUGGUAAAUAACGAUGAAAUUUGGUAAGAAUCUUAUCCAUUUGUCGGUGCCCGAAUGGAGAGACUAUAAUAUUGAUUAUAAUGAUUUGAAGCACCAAAUCAAAGAGUUAAAGGAUAAGCCGGCAAACAUUAGUUUGCUUUAUGGUUCAUUUAUAUCAAAUUUUGAUUAUAUCAACUUGUUUAUAAGUUCCAAACAACACGAAAUCGACGUCAAAUUGAAUAAUGCUUACAUGGAUUACCAUAAGUGUGCUGAUCUCCACGGGAGCGUACGGCUGUCGAAAAUGGACGAAAUCCAUUUCCAUAUACUUAUUGACUUAUCGAUUGAAUUGAAAAAAUUGAAUAAGUUUAUUCUCAUUCAAAAAAUCGCCAUUAAAAAAAUUUUCAAGAAGUUUAUUAAGUAUAGUGAUAUUAAGGAUGCUGCCAGUUUUGUAAAUCAGUUGCAGAACUACUUGCUUAAGAACCGUCGAAGUGUUUAUAAUAUCGAUUUGGGUUACUUGACCAAUAAGUUGACCAAUUUGGUUAACUUGAUCAAUAACGAGUCCGAAACCAACUCGGUUAAAUCGAUAUACUCCACGACUUCGUCGUAUGAGUUGACCCAUUUACUUAAAAAGAAUUUUAAAAUUGAUUUUUUGAUUCCUAACGAUUCUAAUACUACCAAUGAAUUAUUGAUUAAUUUGAACUUGCAUAUUAAUUUGACUCCCAUUAACCAAAGUAAGAUUUCCUUUAUCUACUUAACCAAUAGAGAUGUGGCCGAUAAGCCCAGCUACAUCUUGACCGAUUCGUUGCUUAAUGAGUCAUUGGUGGUGGCUCACACGGGUGGAUUGAGAGAUUAUAGCUACUGUAUCUUGCAUAAUGAUAUCAUCAAGAAUUUCUUACACUAUUUGAAUGGAGACGUUGAGUUGGAAUCAACUUUAAAACUGCAGUUGGACGGCCAUUUGUCAAGUCUUGCCAAAUUGACCAUCGAUACCAUUAUUAAUGAUCAAUUAAAACCAAGCUUACAAAUUAUAUGUCAGAGAAAUCGAUACAUUGUUGAUUCAAAUGAAGAUGAUUACUUGGUUUGUUUCGAUCAAGAUAUCUACACUACAGAUUUACCCAAUCUAAACUUGGAAUUGAAUACUGACAAGUUUGAUAUCUUCCCCUUUAAUCACUUGAUUAUCAGUUCCAAUGAUUCAAAUUUACAUAAUUUCGAAUCAAAUUUAAUUACUCAAAUAAACGACGAUAACUCGUUGAAAAUUCAAUUUAAUUCUUGUUAUUUAACUAAGUUACCGUUGAAGGUUCAACAGCUUAUCAAAAAUAAGUUCAGUUUAAACUUAUUCAAAAACCUAUCCUUUUUCGAAUACUUGAAAUCUUGUUAUUUUAACCAAUUGCCAAAUUAUUACUCAAAUCAUUUUCAAAUCUUAUUAAACUUGAACUUAAUGAAAAAUUUGGAAAAUGUCAUUAUCAUGAAUGAAGUUGAUGAAUUGGACGCUAAUAUCUUACAAUCAAAUUCAAAUUUCUCUUCUUUUAGAAAACCUUCCUCUAAUGAAUUAAGUCCAUUGAUUUCUAAACAAGAACCAGAAAUUGAAUACGAAACUGAUGAUAAUUAUAUGCUUUUCUUAAACUUAAACAACGUUAAUGAUCAAUCCCUUUUAAACCAAUUUAUCUUUAAUUGUAUUAAAUUUAAAACUAAAAUUUCAAAUUACUCCAAUAUUAUCUUGCAUGAAAAAAAUUUCCUUUAUGAUUCUAUUAAUGAUGAUCCCUAUGAAGAUUUUACUAAUGAUUAUCAAAUUCAAUUUGAAAUCGAUUAUGAUAACACUCUAAGCUUCUUUUAUUUCUCGUUGCUUCUAAUUUCGCUUUUCAUCGUGGGCAUUGACGGGGGAAUCAUUUACUCUUUGAAAGUUUUAAACUCAAUCAAUGAAAAUUCCUUGAUUGUCUUUGUCUUAAUCAUGGGAUUGUUAACUAGUUUGAUUUUCAGCAGCUUUUCAAUCCUCAUCAGUUUGAAAAGAUUUAAUCAACUACCCGUGUCUCAUUCCUUAGUUCUUGGUUCCGGUACCUUAUCCGUGAUCGUCUGCGUGGCAUGGGGGGUUUAUACCAUGGUAUGAUCAACUCCUUAAUGGUGAGUUAUCAUUCACUCCAUCCAUCAGAAGUCUGCAUCUUUUUAUUUCUUUAACGAUUUUCUAUCCUUUUAGCUGGCUAUUAGGUAUCACGACUAUAUAGACUUAUUGCAUUUGUCAUUUCUC
This is a messenger RNA of Hyphopichia burtonii NRRL Y-1933, 2241 nucleotides long. RefSeq lists its product as uncharacterized. Lineage: Eukaryota; Fungi; Ascomycota; Pichiomycetes; Serinales; Debaryomycetaceae. Bases 37 to 2103 code for a protein of 688 amino acids. The record is from RefSeq and is a predicted model, not a curated record. The transcript has a single exon.